AUGGUGCCACCUUUUGUUAAGCAGACAUGGGUGGUGCUUGGAGUCUUACUCAACAUGCUUGGUCAAGGUAUGGUCCUCAGUUACACAGCAUGUCUUCUGCCAUCACUGCAAGCGCCAGAUUCUGAUAUCAAAAUCAACAUUCACACAGCUUCAUGGAUUGCGUCAUGCAUCGGGAUCGCUGGCUUUGGUGGAUUCUUCGUAUCCUCGCUCCUAAUGGACACUCUUGGAAGAAAGAAGGCUCACGCUAUCGUCAUUAUUCCUGGUAUUAUUGGAUGGAUGCUGAUUUAUUUUGCUCGGGAUGUCACCACAAUUGUAAUCGGAAGGCUACUCGGAGGGUUUGCCGCCAGCGCCACAGUUUGUUUGGGAGCCGUCGUCAUCGGCGAAUACACGAGCCCUUCGAACAGAGGAAUGUUCUUGAACUUGAAGACCACAGCAGUAUGCUUAGGGAAUAUGGUGAUUCACGUCUUCGGACAUUUCUAUCAUUGGAGGACCAUUGCUCUUAUCGGGAUAGUACCGCACGCGGUAGCCUUUGGCAUUAUCAUGACCUGGCCGGAAAGCCCUUCGUGGUUAGCAUCUAAAAACCAGUUCGAGCAGAGUGAAAAAUCCUUCGAAUGGUUAAGAGGGACGAGCGAUAAGUCGCGCAAGGAAUUGGACGAACUGCUCCACGCGCAGAAAGGAAGAUUGGAAGAGAAGCCAAAAACACCAUCUUUGAGAAGAAACGUUGAGGAGUUCUUCCAGAAGUUCACGCGUCGUGACUUCCUGAAGCCUCUAAUAAUAGUCAUAUUCAGCGCUAUGCUUCUCGAAAACUGUGGCAGACAUAUCUUUCCCGCGUAUGCUUUGCAAAUUAUUUCAGAAGUCACUGGCAGUAAGUCCAACUCCUUCUAUUACACUUUGGCCAUUGAUAUAAUAAUUACAACGAGCGCAUUCUUCUCUUCUGUUCUUGUUAAAUUGAUGAAGCGGCGCACUUUGUUAUUGGGCACUGGAUUCGCCGCAUACGCAGUCUUGAUGACUGUCUGUUUAUACUUAUUUGUAGCAGCCAAAGGUGUGAUCUCACCAGAUCGUACGUGGAUCCCCAUUUCAAUAUUUGUGUUGUAUUUUAUUCUGGCGAAUUUAGGUUGUACACCUAUACCGUUGGCUUUAUUGGGCGAAGUGUUUCCCUUGCCGCAUCGAGGUGCAGGAUCUCUAGCAGCUGGUUUUAUUAUGUCCAUCAUGCUACUAUUUCCUUUACAAAUUACACCGUAUUUAUUAGAGAGUAUCAAAGUCUACGGUACGUUCUUCUUCUUUGGAUCAUUGAUGGGCAUCUCUUUACUGGUACUCUAUUUCAUUCUACCUGAAACAAAAGACAGGACGCUGCAAGAAAUCGAAGACUACUUCAACAAUGGAAGAUUUAAAGAAGAAGAUAACGAUGAGGUGAACGAGAAAAUGAUUAAAAAGUGA
Messenger RNA from Leptosia nina, 1437 nucleotides. Lineage: Eukaryota; Metazoa; Arthropoda; Insecta; Lepidoptera; Pieridae. The record is from the annotation of a GenBank genome assembly.